AUGAAUAAUUGUUCGAGAAUCGUCUUUCCAACUUGGAAAGAUUUGGUCGACUCUGAUGAUACUGAGGUUGAAUCUCAGUCGUCACAAAAAUUACAGAAGAAUGCUUUAAAAAAUGUAUCAAGACAAGUAAUGUUACAAAGUACAGAGAGAACGAAAGCUUUGUUCAGACAUAGACAAUUUAUGGAUCAACGAUCAAAAUUAACAUUAGAUAACACGAAUGAUAACAGUAAAGAAAGUACAAUCAGCAAGCUUGGUAAUGUGUCUGUCAUUGUAGACAAAUUGCCUGAUCAUGUUUUAACCAGCAAUCGUAAAAGAUUAGCCGAAGAAUUUGAGGAUAGUGAAACUUCUGGUGACAAAUGUAAAGGAAAAACACCUCCUAAAAAACCAGAGAUAGCAUUGCAACAGAGCAAAGAGAAUAAAAAAAGCAAUGACAAAUCGCAACCAAAAAAUACUGAGAAUGAAAAUGAAAGUUUAAAUAGUGACAAUUGUAACGAGCAAUUUGUAAAUCACAACAAUAGUCAAGCUUUGAGGAUUGGAAAUAAAUUGAUCGCAAACACCAAUAAAAAUAAAGGAAAUAAAAAUGAUGCGCCUAACGAAAGCAACAGUCAAGAGAUUCCACCUGUCAACGAUAAUGAACAAAAUAUUAGGCCUAAUUGUCAUGAAAAUGAAAAUGCAGAAAAUAAUGAGCAACACGGGAAUAAUAGUCCACAUCAAGUGCCUGGUAUUGAAAAUCUUGAUGACCAUAUUGGUAACAAUGAACAACGUAAUGCAAAUGCAGAUGAGGGCAUCAAUGAUGGUAUUGACGGAGAUCCUGGUACGGAUUCAGCUGGCGGUAUUGAUGAGUCGUCUACUGAUUCGGAUGAAUGUUCUGAAGACGAAAAUUAUACCUUUGAUGAAAUGAUUAAUGAUCAUGAAUGGGGCCACAUUAGAAAAUACAAAUACAAGUUAUUUAAAUAUUUGCGAAGACUACCACCAAGGCCUGUUGUUGACGACGAAUCUUAUUCAUAA
Messenger RNA from Nasonia vitripennis (jewel wasp), 1008 nucleotides. Its product is annotated as GATA zinc finger domain-containing protein 14-like. The transcript is spliced from 5 exons. NCBI's taxonomy places the organism in Eukaryota, Metazoa, Arthropoda, Insecta, Hymenoptera, Pteromalidae. The coding region runs from base 1 to 1008 and encodes 335 amino acids. The record is from RefSeq and is a predicted model, not a curated record.